This is a messenger RNA of Erigeron canadensis, 735 nucleotides long. RefSeq lists its product as uncharacterized. The transcript has 2 exons. The record is from RefSeq and is a predicted model, not a curated record. The coding region runs from base 1 to 735 and encodes 244 amino acids. NCBI's taxonomy places the organism in Eukaryota, Viridiplantae, Streptophyta, Magnoliopsida, Asterales, Asteraceae.
AUGGGUAAUUCUAAUCGUCAACAAGGUACUCUUCCAAGUAAUACCCAGCAAAAUCCUAAGACUUCCGGUUCAAAUGAUGGAGGUAAUAAGUAUCAACACCCGAAUGUUAGAAAUGAGCAUGUAAAUGCCAUUACUACUCGGUUCGGUAAGGUAGUAAAUUCUCCUAUUUCACCUCCUAUUUCCAGUGCUACUAAUGUUCCUAUACAGGUUGAUAGUGAAAGUGAAGAUGAUCAAGUUGAUGAAGAAAUUGUGGUGGAGCCAAACCCAACCGUGAAAUCACCGGCCGUUUCAUCUACAUCUACAACACCGGUAGCUAAACCGGCGGUUGUUGAUCCUGAGGUGAAGGCGUACAAGCCUAAGGUUCCUUUUCCUCAAAGAUUGAAGAAGGAUAAGCUCAGGGAACAAUACGAGGAAGCUAAGGCUACUUUCCUCAACGCGGAGUGUUCGGCAAUUGUGAAAAAUCAAAUCCGUCCUAAGCUUGAAGAUCCAGGGAGUUUUCUGAUUACUUGUUCUCUUGAUGCUAAGCUUACUUGUGAUGCUUUGGCCGACAUUGGUGCUAGCAUUAAUUUGAUGCCUUUUUCAGUUUAUAGGCGAUUGUCUUUAGUGGCUCUUAAGCCAACUCGGAUGAGUAUUAGGCUUGACAAUCAUUCAUUUCAGUACCCCAUGUGGAUUGCUGAAAAUUUGUGUGUUAAAGUAGGCCAUAUUGUCUUGUUGGCCAAUUUUCGUUAUCCUUGA